Molecule: messenger RNA, 2997 nt
Organism: Lipotes vexillifer (Yangtze River dolphin)
Lineage: Eukaryota; Metazoa; Chordata; Mammalia; Artiodactyla; Lipotidae
Gene: RB1
Product: RB transcriptional corepressor 1
Exons: 27
Coding region: 132-2921 (929 amino acids)
Biological process (GO): cell differentiation; neuron projection development; cell morphogenesis involved in neuron differentiation
Cellular component (GO): Rb-E2F complex; chromatin; nucleus
Molecular function (GO): RNA polymerase II transcription regulatory region sequence-specific DNA binding
Source: RefSeq, a predicted model, not a curated record
UUUUUCUCAGGGGACGUUCAAAUUAUUUUUGUAACGGGAGUCGGCAGAGGACGGGGCGUGCCCGACGUGCGCGCGUCCUCCCUCCCCGGCCCUCCUCCAGCGUCCGCCGGCGCCUGCCCUGCGAGGGCGUCAUGCCGCCCAAGACCCCCCGUAGAGCAGCAGCCGCCGCCGCCGCCGCCGCCGCCGCGGAGCCCCCGCCGCCUCCCCCGCCGCCCCCUCCUGAGGAGGACCCCGAGCAGGAUAGCGGCCCCGAGGACCUGCCUCUGGCCAGGCUUGAGUUUGAAGAAACUGAAGAACCUGAUUUUACUGCAUUAUGUCAGAAAUUAAGGAUACCAGAUCAUGUCAGAGAAAGAGCUUGGUUAACUUGGGAGAAAGUUUCAUCUGUGGAUGGAGUCUUGGAAGGUUAUGUUCAAAAGAAAAAGGAACUAUGGGGAAUCUGUAUCUUUAUUGCAGCAGUUGACCUAGAUGAGAUGCCAUUCACUUUCACUGAGCUGCAGAAAAACAUUGAAACCAGUGUCUAUAAAUUUUUUGACUUACUAAAAGAAAUCGAUACCAGUAUCAAAGUUGAUAAUGUUAUGUCAAGACUGUUGAAGAAAUAUAAUGUGUUGUGUGCGCUCUACAGCAAAUUAGAAAGAACAUGUGAACUUAUAUAUUUGUCACAACCCAGCAGUUCGAUAUCUACGGAAAUAAAUUCUAUGUUGGUGCUAAAAGUUUCUUGGCUCACGUUUUUACUAGCUAAAGGGCAAGUUUUACAAAUGGAAGAUGAUCUGGUGAUCUCAUUUCAGUUAAUGCUGUGUGUCCUUGACUAUUUUAUCAAACUCUCACCUCCCACAUUACUCAAAGAACCAUACAAAACAGCUGUAAUACCUAUUAAUGGUUCACCUCGAACACCAAGGCGAGGUCAGAACAGGAGUGCACGGAUAGCAAAACAACUAGAAAAUGAUACAAGAAUUAUUGAAGUUCUCUGUAAAGAACAUGAAUGUAAUAUAGAUGAGGUGAAAAAUGUUUAUUUCAAAAAUUUUAUACCUUUUAUGAAUUCUCUUGGAAUUGUAGCUUCUAACGGACUUCCAGAGGUGGAAAGUCUCUCUAAACAAUAUGAAGAAAUUUACCUUAAAAACAAAGAUAUAGAUGCAAGAUUAUUUCUGGAUCAUGAUAAAACUCUUCAGGCUGAUCCUACAGACAGUUUUGAAAUGCAGAGAACACCACGAAAAAGUAACCCUGAUGAAGAGGUGAAUGUGAUUCUUCCACAGACUCCAGUUCGGACUGUCAUGAAUACUAUCCAGCAAUUAAUGAUGAUCUUAAAUUCAGCAAGUGAUCAACCGUCAGAAAAUCUGAUUUCCUAUUUUAAUAAUUGCACAGUGAAUCCAAAGGAAAGUAUCCUGAAAAGAGUGAAGGAUAUUGGGUACAUCUUUAAAGAGAAAUUUGCUAAAGCUGUGGGACAGGGAUGUAUGGAAAUUGGAUCACAGCGAUACAAACUUGGAGUCCGAUUGUAUUACCGAGUAAUGGAAUCCAUGCUUAAAUCAGAAGAAGAACGAUUAUCCAUUCAAAAUUUUAGCAAACUCCUGAAUGACAACAUCUUUCAUACGUCUUUGUUGGCUUGCGCUCUUGAGGUUGUAAUGGCUACAUAUAGCAGAAGUACAUCUCAGAAUCUGGAUACUGGAACAGAUUUGUCCUUCCCUUGGAUUCUGAAUGUACUUAAUUUAAAAGCUUUUGAUUUUUACAAAGUGAUUGAAAGUUUUAUCAAAGCAGAAGCCAACUUGACCAGAGAAAUGAUUAAACAUUUAGAACGAUGUGAACAUCGAAUCAUGGAAUCCCUUGCAUGGCUCUCAGAUUCACCUUUAUUUGAUCUUAUUAAACAAGCAAAGGACCGAGAAGGACCAGCUGAUCACCUUGAACCUGCUUGUACUCUCAACCUUCCUCUCCAGAAUAAUCACACUGCAGCAGAUAUGUAUCUUUCUCCUGUAAGAUCCCCAAAGAAAAAAGGGUCAACUACACGUGUAAAUUCUACUGCAAAUUCAGAGGCACAAGCAACCUCAGCCUUCCAGACUCAGAAGCCAUUGAAAUCUACCUCCCUUUCACUCUUUUACAAAAAAGUGUAUCGACUAGCAUAUCUUCGACUAAAUACCCUGUGUGCACGCCUUCUGUCUGACCACCCAGAACUAGAACAUAUCAUCUGGACCCUUUUCCAACACACACUGCAGAAUGAGUAUGAACUCAUGAGAGACAGGCAUUUGGACCAGAUUAUGAUGUGUUCCAUGUAUGGCAUAUGCAAAGUGAAGAAUAUAGACCUUAAAUUCAAAAUCAUUGUAACAGCAUACAAAGAUCUUCCUCAUGCUGUUCAGGAGACAUUCAAACGUGUUUUGAUCAGAGAAGAGGAGUAUGAUUCUAUUAUCGUUUUCUAUAAUUCAGUCUUCAUGCAGAGACUGAAAACAAAUAUUUUGCAGUAUGCUUCCACCAGGCCCCCUACCUUGUCACCAAUUCCUCACAUUCCUCGAAGCCCUUACAAGUUUUCUAGCUCACCUUUACGGGUUCCUGGGGGCAACAUCUACAUAUCACCCCUGAAGAAUCCGUAUAAAAUUUCAGAAGGUCUGCCUGUGCCAACAAAAAUGACUCCAAGAUCAAGGAUCUUAGUAUCAAUUGGUGAAUCAUUUGGGACUUCUGAGAAGUUCCAGAAAAUAAAUCAAAUGGUGUGUAACAGCGACCGUGUGCUCAAAAGAAGUGCUGAAGGAAGCAACCCUCCUAAACCACUGAAAAAACUGCGCUUUGACAUUGAAGGAUCGGAUGAAGCAGAUGGAAGUAAACAUCUCCCAGGGGAGUCCAAAUUUCAACAGAAACUGGCAGAAAUGACAUCUACUCGAACACGAAUGCAAAAGCAGAAAAUGAAUGAUAGCACGGAUACCUCAAACAGGGAAGAAAAGUGAGGACCUCACGACCUUGUUGGGCACCCUGUACAUCUCCAGCUUCAUUGUCUCCCACAGAUCUGACUGUAGAACUCUC